Molecule: messenger RNA, 921 nt
Organism: Fusarium proliferatum ET1
Lineage: Eukaryota; Fungi; Ascomycota; Sordariomycetes; Hypocreales; Nectriaceae
Exons: 3
Coding region: 1-921 (306 amino acids)
Source: RefSeq, a predicted model, not a curated record
AUGAGCAUCGAUUUUUACUCUGUUGAAAGCUGUAUCCAGCACUUCUUCGACACCUCAACUACAGUUACAAGGGCGGAAUGUGAUAUGAAAGCCGCAUCUCUUGUCGGUGGGUCAGUGACUCCAGUGCCUAUACAGGGUGUAUGGAGCUAUACAGUCACUGGCGGCCCAGAUCAGGCAGAUAUUGUGCAGUUCCGCGCGGAGCGAUCCAAGCUGGAUAUGGCAAAUAUGAGAAUCGCUGAGCUAGUUCACACAAAAGAUGUUCCCAGGUGCAAGUAUUACGGGCAAAUCGGUAGCCAAAAUCCUUUGUCUAUCUACGUGAUGGAGAAGCGUGAUGGCUUCCGGACUGUUGGUGACCUUGCAAGGUUCUUCGCAGCAGCAUGGCGGGGGGCGCAGGAAGUGUCUCCGUCUACUGUCAAUACCUUGCACAAGGAAUUUGAAAGUGAUCUUAAUCGACUAUUUCAACGGCUUCCUGAUCGCUUUACGGAAACACUCAAUCUGGUCCGCCAGAACCUGCCCAGAAUCUUCACCCUUCCCUCUGUCAUCACUCACGGUGACCUCAACGAAACCAACAUUCUUGUUGAUAAUGCCGGCCAUAUUUCUGGCGUUAUUGAUUGGGCAGAGUCAAAAAUAUACCCAUUUGGGAUGUCGCUAUGGGCAUUAGAGAACCUUCUUGGCUAUAUGGAUAGCAAUGGCUGGCAUUACUAUGAUAAUGCUCAGGAGCUCAGAGAUGAGUUUUGGCGAAUCUUUGAGACUGACAUUGGAGGCAUUCAGGAGGAUGUUAAGGUAAAUAUCCGUUUUGCAAGGAUGAUUGGAUUAUUCCUACGAUAUGGCUUUCAUCAAGAUGGGGCAGUAAGAGGAAAAGUAAGGGAUACUGAUAUUGCCCUUAGGUAUGCUGAUGCUUUUUGCACAGAAGGUAUCUGA